This is a messenger RNA of Humulus lupulus (European hop), 2573 nucleotides long. RefSeq names its product cytochrome P450 734A1. Lineage: Eukaryota; Viridiplantae; Streptophyta; Magnoliopsida; Rosales; Cannabaceae. Gene Ontology annotation, molecular function: oxidoreductase activity, acting on paired donors, with incorporation or reduction of molecular oxygen; iron ion binding; monooxygenase activity. Gene Ontology annotation, biological process: brassinosteroid metabolic process; brassinosteroid homeostasis. The record is from RefSeq and is a predicted model, not a curated record. The transcript has 5 exons. The coding region runs from base 430 to 2070 and encodes 546 amino acids.
ACCUUACUCGUUGACCCCCUUAGAAUUCCAAUGGCGGCCCCUACGCCGUUGGCCUUGGUUAACUCUCUCUCUCUCUCACCCUUUCUCUCUCUUCGUGGUAUUAAAAAGCCGAGACACUUAGAAGAAGUAACAAACAUAAGCAAAGCAGAUAAGAAGAAAAAAAAAAAAAAAAACCAAAAACAAAAAAACAAAAACAAAGGCUGCUCUGCGGAAGAAGUAGAGAGCUAAAUAUAGAGAAGUAGCCACCCACACUCUUUAUUAUAAGUAUGUAUACAUAUAUGUGUAUGUGUUCUUCUUCUGGGUUUUGAAGAUCACAGAGAAAAGGAACCAAAAUUUCCUAUCAAUCUUGCUCUUGCUCUCGCUCUAGUUUUGGUUUUUUUUUUGUUUUUCUCUUUCUGAAGUUUUUUCAUUCUUGUUUUUUCGAAAAAGAUGGGGCCGGAACUACUGUUGAUCUCUUGGCUGAAGCUUCUGUCCGUAUUCUUCAUAGUGAGUGUUUGUGGGCUGAACAUGGUAGUGUUGCUUUGGUGGAGACCAAGGAAAAUCGAAGACCAUUUCUCAAAGCAAGGGAUCAGAGGACCCCCUUAUCGUUUUUUCAUUGGGAAUGUUAAAGAGCUAGUGUCCAUGAUGCUUACAGCCUCCUCUCAGCCCAUGCCUAAUUUCUCCCACAACAUACUCCCAAGAGUCCUUUCUUUCUACCAUCACUGGAAGAAAAUUUAUGGUGGAACAUUCAUAGUGUGGUUCGGAGCCACGGGUCGGCUGACCGUAUCCGACCCGGAUUUGAUCCGAGAAAUAUUCACAUCCAAGUCUGAAUACUACGAGAAAAAUGAGGCUCACCCGCUUAUUAAGCAGCUUGAAGGCGAUGGCCUCUUAAGCCUUAAAGGCGAAAAAUGGGCUCACCAUCGGAAAGUCAUCGCUCCAACUUUUCACAUGGAGAAUCUCAAGUCGAUGAUACCUGUGAUGGCAACAACUGUGGUGGAAAUGCUGGAGAAAUGGCGGCCCUCCAUGUCCGAUACCGGCGAGGUUGAAAUCGAAGUUUCCGAGUGGUUUCAAACCCUAACUGGGGACGUAAUAACCAGAACCGCUUUUGGAAGUAGCUACGAAGAAGGAAAAGCUAUUUUUAAGCUCCAAGCUGAACAAAUGCUUCUCGCCUCCGAUGCUUUCCAGAAAGUUUUCAUCCCCGGUUACAGAUUUUUACCAACUCAGAGGAACAUAAAUUCAUGGAGACUUAAUAAAGUGAUAAAGAAGUCACUAAUGAAGCUGAUUGAUCAGAGGAAAGGGACGAAGAUAUUGAAUGAUGAUUCGACAAAGAUUGAAAAGGUGAGUAGUUAUAUUAGUAGUGGUCCUAAGGAUUUGCUUGGGCUGAUGAUUCGGGCGUCGGAUACGCCGUCGUUUAAGAGCGCCAUAACGCCACAGGACAUAGUGGAGGAGUGUAAGAGUUUCUUCUUUGCGGGGAAACAGACCACAUCCAACCUGCUGACGUGGACGACGGUUCUGCUAGCGAUGCACCCACAAUGGCAGGUACGGGCACGUGACGAGGUGCUUAGGGUCUGUGGAGCACGUGACAUACCCACUAAGGAUGAUGUUGUCAAGCUCAAGACGCUGACCAUGAUAAUAAACGAAUCACUUCGCUUAUACCCGCCAACGGUGGCCACAAUCAGACGGGCCAAAACUGACGUGGAACUAGGUGGUUACAAGAUUCCGCGUGGCACGGAGCUCUUGAUUCCAAUCUUAGCCGUUCAUCACGAUCUGGCGACGUGGGGUAAUGACGCGAACGAGUUCAACCCGGCUCGAUUCUCCGACGGCGUGGCUCGAGCUGCCAAACACCCAUUGGCUUUCAUACCCUUCGGUCUUGGGGUCCGAACCUGCAUCGGCCAAAACCUCGCCGUCCUCCACGCCAAGCUAGCGCUGGCGAUCAUACUCCAACGGUUCAGAUUUAAGCUCUCCCCGAGCUACCAACACGCACCGACGGUCCUGAUUCUUCUUCAUCCCCAGCACGGCGCGCCGAUCAUAUUCCAGCGCUUUGAAGAGGAAGAGGGGAAAGUGGUGGAGCCCGCAAGUCCUAAAGAGUAAGGAGGUGUGAAGAGGGGAUGACCCAAUUCGCUAAGGGCACAUUAUCCUCUUUGUGUGAGCCUGUUUUCGCUAUAUAAUUCUUUGAAAAAGAAAAAAAAAAAAAAGUAGUGGCCAUUAGUGAGUGGUGACUCUAGAGGAUUUUACCAUUUACGUUAGAAAAAUAGAAGAUUUGGAAGAUUGUCCCUUUGUUCCUAGCAGACCGACCCAAACACGUCCUUGGUUUUUACCGAAGGACACUAACCUUGGACAUGUAGUGAAAAAAACCCCAAUGGUGUAAGCUCUAGCUUUGCACCCGAGUGAGAUUGUUUUUUUUUUCUUUUUCUUCUUCUUUCUUUCUAGGAAAUUAGAGAAACGGCUAACAACUAGGUAGCUGAUCAAUUUUUUUCAUUAUUACAUUUUAAAUUUCUCUAAUGUGUAUGUAAUGUAUAGUCUGGCUCAUGAAUUCCUACACAGUUCUGUAAAAUCACAAAUCAAUGUUGUUGCUUAUCAUUUCUCUCUGACUA